Messenger RNA from Peromyscus eremicus (cactus mouse), 4419 nucleotides. It is a transcript of the gene Slc38a2, whose product is annotated as solute carrier family 38 member 2. NCBI's taxonomy places the organism in Eukaryota, Metazoa, Chordata, Mammalia, Rodentia, Cricetidae. The transcript has 15 exons. Bases 85 to 1608 code for a protein of 507 amino acids. The record is from RefSeq and is a predicted model, not a curated record. Gene Ontology annotation, molecular function: L-glutamine transmembrane transporter activity. Gene Ontology annotation, biological process: L-glutamine transport; amino acid transmembrane transport.
GCGAGGGGCCAGUGCGCCGCCGCCAAGGACAAAAGGAAGCCCGCGCCCGCGCGUCCGCCGAGCACGCUUCCUCCCGGAUCCGCGAUGAAGAAGACCGAGAUGGGAAGGUUCAACAUCUCCCCGGAUGAGGACAGCAGCAGCUACAGCUCCAACAGUGACUUCAACUACUCCUACCCCACCAAGCAGGCCGCUCUGAAAAGCCAUUAUGUGGAUGUGGAUCCUGAAAACCAGAACUUUUUACUUGAAUCCAAUUUGGGGAAGAAGAAGUAUGAAACAGACUUCCAUCCAGGUACUACUUCCUUUGGAAUGUCAGUAUUUAAUCUGAGCAAUGCGAUUGUGGGCAGUGGAAUCCUUGGGCUUUCUUAUGCCAUGGCUAAUACUGGAAUUGCUCUUUUUAUAAUUCUCUUGACAUUUGUGUCGAUAUUUUCCUUGUAUUCUGUUCAUCUCCUCUUGAAGACUGCCAAUGAAGGAGGAUCUUUAUUAUACGAACAGUUAGGGCAUAAGGCGUUCGGACUGGCUGGGAAGCUGGCAGCCUCUGGAUCGAUCACAAUGCAGAACAUUGGAGCUAUGUCCAGCUACCUCUUCAUAGUGAAAUAUGAGUUACCUUUGGUGAUCAAGGCGUUAAUGAACAUUGAAGAUACGAAUGGAUUGUGGUAUCUGAAUGGUGACUAUCUGGUCCUGUUGGUGUCUCUGGUGCUCAUCCUUCCGUUGUCGCUGCUGAGGAAUCUAGGGUACUUGGGGUAUACCAGUGGCCUCUCCUUGCUGUGUAUGAUGUUCUUUCUGAUUGUGGUGAUUUGCAAGAAGUUUCAGAUUCCUUGCCCGGUGGCGGCUUUGAUGGUCAAUGACACAGUGAACGCCACAUCAGCACAGGCGGCCCUGGCACUCCUGGCAUCCAACGUGACGUCUAAUGCCACCGUAGCCGACUGUUGCAGGCCGCGGUAUUUCAUCUUCAACUCACAGACGGUGUAUGCCGUGCCAAUCCUGACCUUUUCUUUCGUCUGCCAUCCUGCUGUGCUUCCCAUCUACGAAGAGCUGAAAGGCCGCAGCCGGAGGAGGAUGAUGAACGUGUCCAAGAUUUCUUUCUUCGCCAUGUUCCUCAUGUAUCUGCUUGCUGCUCUCUUUGGAUACCUGACAUUUUACGGACAGGUCGAGUCGGAAUUGCUUCAUACCUACUCUUCCAUCGUGGGCACUGACAUCCUUCUCCUUGUUGUGCGCCUGGCUGUGUUGAUGGCAGUCACCCUCACCGUACCAGUGGUUAUUUUCCCGAUCCGGAGUUCUGUUACACACUUACUGUGUGCCGCCAAAGAGUUCAGUUGGUGGCGUCACAGUGUCAUCACCGUGUCUAUCCUGGCCUUCACCAAUUUGCUUGUCAUCUUUGUCCCUACCAUCAGGGACAUCUUCGGUUUCAUUGGUGCGUCGGCAGCGGCCAUGCUGAUCUUCAUCCUCCCGUCUGCCUUCUACAUCAAGUUGGUGAAGAAAGAGUCCAUGCGGUCCGUGCAGAAGAUUGGGGCCCUGCUGUUUCUCCUCAGUGGCAUAGUGGUGAUGAUCGGAAGCAUAGCCUUGAUUGUCCUGGAUUGGGUACACAACGCCUCUACAGGUGGCCACUAAUGGCACCACUCAAACUCAAUGGUCCAUCUGCCGCCCGCCCAUGCUGAGUCAACACUGACUUGCUCAGAGAUGGCACCCGAUGCUUUCGGUUCACUUCCUUUUGAAGUGCAGAUUCCUCGCUGGUUCUUCUGGAUGCAGAAUAAGUGGAACUUUUCUUUUUGUUUUUGUUUUUUUUUUUUCUUUUGGGCUUUUUUUUAUUUUUGUUUUUUAAGAAACUUAUCUGUGUGUUAGGGAAUGGAUCUUAACAGCAAAACCACGAGUCUUGGGUUAAGGGAAGUGAUUAUUUAUUCCAUUCCAGAGAAUGGACGAACUUUUAACUUUUUAUCAAGCCACAUGCUUGGCUGUGUCAUUGUUUAACUUGGAUAUUUUAUGAUUUUACUUGAAUGUGCCUAAUGGAACCAUUCGAUGUGAAAAAACACUUAAUUUACAGCAAAGUAUUGAAAUAAGCAUUGAGAAAAACACUUAUUUUUUGUACCAAAAAAAAAUACUUUAAAAGACCUCAGAAGCACUAUUUUACUUUGAAGAAGUUGCAUUUUUUGAACUUUAUCCAGAACCAGUUGUCAAUAAACUCCGUAAAAACAAUUUCAUUGAUAUUUAAAAAUGAAUAUUAGUAUUAUGAAAUUAUUUGCCUUUUUUGUAGGCAUUAUAAGCCAAAUACUUUUUUACCCAAAAUCAUUUUCGGGAACAUGUUAAGAAAAGUUGUACCAUGAAUUAGCAUAGUUUUGUUUUGUUCAUUCAAAUUUCAUUUAAAGGAUAAUUGGUAACUGCGGCACCAGAUCAGGUGAACUCUGUUCAUCGCCCUCUGCCUCCAGGUAACUGGUUCAUUAAAACUAAAAUGUUUAUGUCUUCAACCUACGAGGCUGGAAAACAGUGCAGAUAUUUCUGUUGGAAAUGAAAUAACUGAUUUUGAGGUACCAAAUAGUUAGUGCAAUUGGGUAAAACAGGGUUUAUUCAGUUGCGUCUGUGUCCAGAGUUGUAUUGUCAGCUCUGGGUCGUGCUUUUGGGCCAGCCCUUUGAAACAUUGCUUCUAGAAGUGAAAAUGAGCAUCUAAUGGCAGAAGGCCAGAACUCUCCAAUGGGAAGUGCGACUUUGCAAUGCUCAUCUCCUGGAAGCGUGAUUUACUUGACAACACGUGGCUCAGUUGUGUUCCUGCUGUGUCCACAGUAGAGGUCUGAGCCACAGGCUGCACCGAGGCCGGCACACUGCGAGUUCUCGUCAGAAAGACCACUGGGUUUCCCAUGCAGUAAGCUUCUUACAAACUCGCACUGGACUGUCAUCUCAUUCUUGUACAAUGCAGAAUUGUUUGUUUACAUCGAACAAAUGAUUAGUUAAGAGGAAGUUGCACAACCUGGUUGUGCUUAGUUCCUGGUCCGACUGCAUGCUUACCUUUCCAUUUCAAUUCCAGUUAAAAGUGAGAACAUUACUUUCAAGCUUGGCUUUAAGAGCACAUUUAUUGUAUGUUAACGGUGUAUGGUGACUAUAUUAUUAAAUAAUGUGGUACUUUGCUCAUCAGGCAUAAUGUCUAAGAUCUAAUAUACAUAAUUCCAUUAAGUGGUUAAGGGAAGCAAGUGGAAUCAUCAAUUGGCCAUCUGGCUCUUGAGGUUAUCUCUUGAACAGAAUAUUUUUAGUUUGAGGCAGGAGCCAGAAAUGUGGCACACAUGGUUUUUUGUUACACAGUCUUGUAUUGUAUAUGUGGCUAAAUUCCUAGGCAAGAUAUGUCUGCUCUUAAAGACCCUGGCAGACUGGAAGACGUCUGGGCGUGCUACAUUGGGUAAGACCAAUGGUCCAUUUUGUGAAACCUCUGGGGACCGUCUAGAAGCAGAGGCAGUGAGAAGACACUCUACCACGCUGCUUUCAUUUCAUUCAAAACCAGAACCUCACCUGUAGUUCAAGAAUUAGCAUUUCUGCCUGAAGUCCUGGAAAGAGUUGCUGAUAAGACCUGCCAGGGAUGCUGAGAAACAAGCAUCCGAGAGAAAGGUGCCAUGGCAACCAGGAAGAAGUGGAGGAGAAAAUCCUGUUCACAGCCAAUCCGUGUGGAAAGACUUUCCAAACCUUCUUGUGAGGGAGCACAAUAUAAGGUUCAAAAUGAAUUUUUAGGCCAAAUUCCAACGCUUGAGGCUGUUUGACCUGCCUUGAGGUUCCUAAACUGAAUUCCCGUUCACGAGCAGUCUUCAGUAUUAAAACCACUGUCCUGACACCUCGUUUUUACAUUGCAGUCUUCCAUGGACAUUUCAGUUAUAACUGUACUGUUAUUUAUAGAGCAGCAUUAAUCCAUUAAAGCUAACCUAUUUUUCAAUAUUUAUGAUAAACUGUACAUACAUUGUCCAUAUGUAUUUGUAAAUAGAUUGUAUAUACUGUUGGAACUGGGUCUUGGGUUCAAAUGUAUAUAUUCCCAUAAGUUUCUUAACUGCAUUUUGAUGAAUUUACAUUAUACAUAAGUCCCCAGAGUACUUGUACAGAGAAUACAAUAUUAAAAAUUGACAUUGUGUAUAAAUACUGAAAUUGAAAAUAACUUGUUUAAAUUGUAUUUGCAAUAAGCUGAUUGGACAUCAAUUUAAGUUAAAUCUCAUUUAAAUUUUAAAUGAGGUCUAAAUUUUCAAAAUGCAGCAGCUACAACAUGCUAUCAACGUCAAAUGUGACCACAAGGGAAGAUGGGAGAACCUUGGUUGUGUAUAUAGUGUACAUGUCCCCCUGUACUGUUAGAGGCCAACAUGCCGCUGUGGCUUGUUGGCAGGGAGUGCUACACCGGUUUCAAUGAAACAAUGUAUGUUUGUUUUAACUGAACUAAAAUAAAUACAUGCUUAAUCCUGA